AUGUCCGUGCAGCUCUCAGUAGAUGUCGCCCGAAGAGCGCUUCAAGAUGCUCAAGUGGGGCCGGAGGUUCAAAAGAUCGGCGUGUCCUUUCCUGAUGCGGUGGUCGUGAACUCGGUCGCUCCGGAGACCUGGGGCCAGGGCAGAUUUCGUGGAGGUGAAGAAGUGGUGGCGGUGAAUGGCGUAGACGUGGCGACCAUGGAUCGUGAAACGUUUAAGGAGGCUUUGAAGGUGCGGCCACUGACCAUCAGGUUUCGAGUGCCGGUGGACUCCAAGGAUGAGCUCCAUACUGCAGUAGCAGACAACAGCAUAGACAAGAUUGGCUUGUCGUUUCUGCAGUUGCCACCGGAGCCUGUGUUGGUGAACAAAGUGGUCCCUGACUCCUGGGCAGACCAGGCUGGUUUCGAAGGAGGUGAAGAAAUCGUGAUUGUGAAUGGCCGAGAGGUCUCCAGCAUGACAAGUGAUGAGUUCAAGGCUUCAUUGAAGGAACGACCUUUAGCCUUGAGGUUUCGGGUUGACGAUGCUUUGCCAGAUGGUGUGGAAGAGCUGGUGCUUGGCGAGGACGUGGACAAGAUCGGCCUGUCCUUUUUGCAGCUGCCACCAGAUCCCGUCUUUGUCAACAAGGUGGUCUCUGGGACCUGGGCAGAUGAGCAAGGCUUCACCGGAGGCGAAGAGAUCCUGGCGCUGGACGGUGAAUCGGUGACGGCCAUGAGUCCUGAAAGCUUCAAAGUGGCACUGAAGCGACGGCCCUUGGCCUUGAGGCCAGACCUGGGUUCCGGUUGCCAGAGAGUGACGUUCCGACCUGAGGGUGUUUUGUUGUUUCGACCCAACACGAGGACCUUCACUCAGCUACCCCCGGAGCCUGUGGUGGUGAGCAAGGUGGCGAGUGGCACUUGGGCAGAAAGCAUCGGCUUUCGCGGAGGUGAAGAAAUCGUGGCGGUGAAUGGACUCGACUGCAUCGCCGCUAUGGGGCAACAUGAGUUCAAAGCCCUGUUGAAAAGUCGACCCUUGACCUUGAGGUUCUUCCCAGAAGAUCCACAGGAAACACCUUCAAAAGAUGGAAAGAUUGGCACUGUAGAGGAGCAACAACGAGAGGAAGCGGCACUGAAGAUACAAGCAGUUCAGAGAGGAAAGGCAGCACGGAAAGCAACUGCAGAGGACAAGAAGCAAAAAGAAGAAGCCGCUAUGAAGAUACAAGCAGUUCAAAGAGGAAAGGCAGCACGAGCUGCAAUGGCAGAGAGCAGCAAAGAACAGCCAGCGAGCAAGAAAGCAGCGCCACAGCCAAAAGCACUGCCAAAAGACAAGACAGCAGCAGGUCCAACAGCUAAACAAAAGGAUAAGCCCACCAAGAGCGGGAAGACAGACCCCGAGGAGCAACAGCGAGAGGAGGCAGCACUGAAGAUACAAGCAGUUCAGAGAGGAAAGGCAGCACGGAAAGCAACUGCAGAGGAAAAGAAGCAAAAAGAAGAAGCCGCUAUGAAGAUACAAGCAGUUCAAAGAGGAAAGGCAGCACGAGCUGCAAUGGCAGAGAGCAGCAAAGAACAGCCAGCGAGCAAGAAAGCAGCACCAAAGCCAAAAGCACCGCCAAAGGACAAGACAGCCGCAGGUGCCACAGCAGAGCAAAAGGAGAAUCCCAGCAAGAGCGGGAAGACAGACCCCGAGGAGCAACGGCGAGAGGAGGCAGCACUGAAGAUACAAGCAGUUCAGAGAGGAAAGGCAGCACGGAAAGCAACUGCAGAGGAAAAGAAGCAAAAAGAAGAAGCCGCUAUGAAGAUACAAGCAGUUCAAAGAGGAAAGGCAGCACGAGCGGCAAUGGCAAAGAGCAACAAAGAACAGCCAGCGAGCAAGAAAGCAGCGCCAAAGCCAAAAGCACCGCCAAAGGACAAGACGGCAGCAGGUCCAACAGCUGAACAAAAGGAUAAGCCCACCAAGAGCGGGAAGACAGACCCCGAGGAGCAACAGCGAGAGGAGGCAGCACUGAAGAUACAAGCAGUUCAGAGAGGAAAGGCAGCACGGACAGCAACUGCAGAGGAAAAGAAACAAAAAGAAGAAGCCGCUAUGAAGAUACAAGCAGUUCAAAGAGGAAAGGCAGCACGAGCUGCAAUGGCUGAGAGGAGCAACGAACAGCCAGCGAGCAAGAAAGCAGCGCCAAAGCCAAAAGCACCGCCAAAGGACAAGACAGCAGCAGGUCCAACAGCAGAGCAAAAGGAGAAUCCCACCAAGAGCGGGAAGACAGACCCCGAGGAGCAACAGCGAGAGGAGGCAGCACUGAAGAUACAAGCAGUUCAGAGAGGAAAGGCAGCACGGAAAGCAACUGCAGAGGAAAAGAAGCAAAAAGAAGAAGCCGCUAUGAAGAUACAAGCAGUUCAAAGAGGAAAGGCAGCACGAGCUGCAAUGGCAGAGAGCAGCAACGAACAGCCAGAGAGCAAGAAAGCAGCGCCAAAGCCAAAAGCACCGCCAAAGGACAAGACAGCCGCAGGUGCCACAGCAGAGCAAAAGGAGAAUCCCAGCAAGAGCGGGAAGACAGACCCCGAGGAGCAACAGCGAGAGGAGGCAGCACUGAAGAUACAAGCAGUUCAGAGAGGAAAGGCAGCACGGAAAGCAACUGCAGAGGAAAAGAAACAAAAAGAAGAAGCCGCUAUGAAGAUACAAGCAGUUCAAAGAGGAAAGGCAGCACGAGCUGCAAUGGCAGAGAGGAGCAACGAACAGCCAGCGAGCAAGAAAGCAGCGCCAGAGCCAGAAGCACCGCCAAAGGACAAGACAGCAGCCGGUCCAACAGCAGAACAAAAGGAUAAGCCCACCAAGAGCGGGAAGACAGACCCCGAGGAGCAACAGCGAGAGGAGGCAGCACUGAAGAUACAAGCAGUUCAGAGAGGAAAGGCAGCACGGAAAGCAACUGCAGAGGAAAAGAAGCAAAAAGAAGAAGCCGCUAUGAAGAUACAAGCAGUUCAAAGAGGAAAGGCAGCACGAGCGGCAAUGGCAGAGAGCAGCAAAGAACAGCCAGCGAGCAAGAAAGCAGCGCCAAAGCCAAAAGCACCGCCAAAGGACAAGACAGCAGCAGGUGCCACGGCAGAGCAGAAGAAACGGCCCAGCAAGAAGGCAAUGCCGGACAAGGCGGAAAACACAAGUGACAAUGGGGCGCCAAAGCCAAAAGCACAGCAAAAAGGCAAAACAGCAGGACCUAGUGCUGGGGCCGUUCCAGGGUUAGUUGAAGAGCUCACUGCAGAGGAAGAGAAACAAAGAGAGGAAGCUGCUGUCAAGAUACAAGCCGUGCAUAGAGGCAAGGCUGCAAGAGCAGCAAUGGCGGAAGGCAGCACCGGACAGCCUGCGAGCAAGAAAGCAGGUUCAACACGGAAAGCGUCAAAAGGCUAUGCAGCAGCUACAGCCACAUCAGAGCAGAAGCGAAAGUCCAGCAAGAAGGUGGACCGAAACUCGCAGGAAGAUGCGAACAGCUCCAAGGACGGAAGCCGUUCUCCGCGUCGGAGUGCAUCCGUGGGUCCCACCUUGUCCACCGCGCAGCGAGCCGGGCGCAAAAGCCAGCGUUCCGAGGCCGAAAAAACGGCGGCGGCUCCCACAUCGGCCCCCACAUCUCCGUCCCGAUCCAGCCAAGGAAAGCUGGACGAUGGCAAGUCGCGGGACCCCGAAACUGCUUCAACGGUUGGGCACGCCGUGGUCGAACUCCUUGUGAAUCCAUCCGGGUGUCCCCGCGGCUCCUUGUUGUCGCUGGGUGAUGUUGGGAAGCCAAGGGGCCGGGACAUCAUUGCGGAAAAUGCCAUGACCACAGAAUACGAAGAAGCGUUGAAGCGGGUGAUCGUCCAGCAGGCUGGAGCUGGACUGCAAAUGAAGCACCUGCAGCUGAAGAGCAGUGGAGCCAAAGUCAACGCCAAGAUCAGUGCACCUCCCACGGUUCCACGGGCAAUGCUUCACUCCUGUUUGGCCAACAGCAGUGGAGCUCUCUCUGCGGCCCUCGAAGAGGAGUUGGUGAGCAGCAUUGCAGCGCUGGCCGAGGGUCGCGGUCGGGAGGCAUUGUCCGUGGAGGGCCUGGAACUGCGCUUCGGGGAGGUGUCCCGUAACAGCUCCAUCUUGGACACCAGCGGCAGGCCGGGCGUGCCGGCAGAACUCACUUGGGUGCUUAGCACCAAAGGACUCCCCCGCCCCGAACUCCCCGAACUCCGCGAAGCCACGGCAGCGAAGUGGCGCGCGAAGUGCUACACCGCGCCCCGCACGCCACGAACACCAAGGGCAGGUUCUGAAGCGGCCUUGAGCCGCUUUCGCUCUGAGCUGCUUCGGCGUGGAGGGACCUACGCGGCUGCUUGGCGUCGAAUUCUGGACUGUGCCGGGCACGGCUACCUGAGCUUCGCGGAGUUUUGCGACGCGUGUCGUCGCAUGACCUACAGUGGCAACGUCAAAGACGCCUGGCAUGCGCUGGAUGCUGAUGGCUCUGGCAAGGUGACCCUCUGCGAACUCCACUGGGCCACGGCAGAGGCGCUGAGUCGCUUCGUUGCCUCCCUGCAGAGCUCUUUCGGCAGCCUAGAGCUGGCCGCCAAAGCCCUGGGCAGAGGAGGUCGCCGCUUACGAAAAGAGGAAUUCCGAAGUUGGAUGCAAGAACAGCAGGUCCUAUCUGCCUCCGAAGCUGAUCAGAUCUUCAAAAUGAUAUGUUGUGACUCGACCAUGUCCCGGCCCUCCGUGAUGGCUGAGGACAUCGACUGGCUGGCCCAGCUCCUUCCCCACCUGCCACUUCCCAAGGGCCGUGUGGCCCCGGGCGCCUCCGUGCCCACUGCGGAGUUGGGUCUUCCUGAGGGCCCAGACUCAGCCCAGGCUGCGCCACAGGCUGCCAGGACGCCGCGCAGUGCCUCGCAGCCAGCGAGGCGACCCUUACAGGAUGGAGAAGACUUGUACGAAAGACUUCAUCGAGAGGCUAAAGACUACCACGCUCGAAAGAAGGAGAAGCACGAGAAGGAGGGUCUUUUUCGACCACCUGGGACGCCCCAAGAGACGAAAGCCUGUGGUAACACCGUGCACUUGGAGAAACUCUACAAGAUGGGACAGAUGCAGAAAAGGAAGCAGGACGUUUCCACCUGA
This is a messenger RNA of Cladocopium goreaui, 5079 nucleotides long. NCBI's taxonomy places the organism in Eukaryota, Dinophyceae, Suessiales, Symbiodiniaceae. The record is from the annotation of a GenBank genome assembly.